Exophiala viscosa is the source of this 237-nucleotide messenger RNA. RefSeq lists its product as uncharacterized. The record is from RefSeq and is a predicted model, not a curated record. Gene Ontology annotation, molecular function: protein heterodimerization activity. NCBI's taxonomy places the organism in Eukaryota, Fungi, Ascomycota, Eurotiomycetes, Chaetothyriales, Herpotrichiellaceae. The transcript has 3 exons. Gene Ontology annotation, cellular component: nucleoplasm; kinetochore. Bases 1 to 237 code for a protein of 78 amino acids. Gene Ontology annotation, biological process: mitotic cell cycle; chromosome segregation; kinetochore assembly.
AUGGCCUCUGCACAGAAAAACUAUCCCAGGGCGACUGUACGCAAGAUAGUGAAAGGCCAUUCGAGAAAGAAUAUCGGCAAAGGCGUUGACUCGCUCAUUUACCUCAACUACGUCUUGUUCGUUGAAAAACUCAUGGAUAAUGCGACCCGUAAAGCACGCAGUGAGGGAGAGAAGAACGUCGCCGCAAAGGAUAUCAGAAAAGUCACAAUGACGACUCUCAGACGAUUCAAAGGUUGA